AUGUCACAUGAUGGGGCCUGCGCUACCACGACGGGUGCGGCGCCGCAACUAUUCGCGUCGGCUCUUAACUUUUUCGCAGCAACGCAAUGUUUUGUUCCCGAUAAGAAUCACUCCUUCAACAAAGUACCUGAUCUGGAGACGUUUGACUUUAUUAUAGUUGGUGCGGGAUCUGCAGGCAGUGUAGUAGCUAACCGACUCAGCGAAGUAUCACAUUGGAACGUUUUGCUACUCGAAGCGGGACCAAAGCCACCUUUUGAAACUGAAAUACCUUGGUUAUAUAGAACAUUAGCUAGAACUAGAUAUGAUUGGCACUAUGUUACAAAAAACGACGGGGUCAAACAAAAAGCAUUAAAAAAUCCACUAGCAUGGAUCCGUGGAAAAGUCCUUGGUGGCAGCAGUUCUACCAAUGCUAUGAUUUACGUUAGAGGAAAUGAUCACGACUUUCAGACAUGGGUGAAUGAAGGUAAUCCGAGCUGGACACCGGAAAAUGUAAAUUAUUAUUUUAAAAAAGCAGAAAACAUUCAGGAUUUGAAACUACUCAGAGACCCUGGUAUUUUUAACACGUAUGGACGGAAAGGGCCAUUAGUAGUAAAUACUUUUAACAGCACAGUUAGAAAGCUAACUAAAAAAAUUUUAAAGUCGUACAGUUACAUCGGUAUCGAAGAAGUACUCGAUGUUAACGCCGCAGAGUUCCACGGAAAAGGUUUCUGUGCCAUAUCAAGAUCAACAGCACGUAGAGGAGUUAGAGAAAGCACUUACACAGCUUAUUUAAAAAAGGCUAAAAACAGGAGGAAUUUAAAAAUUAUAACGAAUGCUUUUGUGACUAAAAUAUUAUUAAAUGUUGAUGCAAAAGCCUAUGGUGUUGAAGUUGAUAUUAAUGGAAAACGAAAUAGGUUUUUGGUUAAACGAGAAGUUAUUGUUAGCGGUGGAGUAGUCAAUACACCACAAUUAUUAAUGCUGUCUGGAAUCGGUCCUAGAGAACACCUUCUAUCUAAAAAUAUUUCUUGUAUAGUUGAUUUGCCGGGUGUUGGGAAUAAUUUGCACGACCACCUGUAUGUUCCUGUACCUAUUUAUGGAGAUGAACCAGAAGAAGAAGAAAAUAAAGCUGAACUAAUGUUCGAUGUUGUGAAAUAUCUAUAUAACAAAACAGGAUAUUUAGCACAUACGUUUUUAACUGAUGCGAUUGCUUUUUUUUCUCGAAGUAAAGAUAUGGCUUAUCCUGAGUUUCAAAGCUAUACUGGAAUAUACCGGAAAAAUUCUACUGUUCGCCAAUUUAUUGACAUUUACAAAGACGAUGUUCUAGAAUCUAUAGUACGAUAUAAUGCAGACAAGUCCUUAUACGUUAAGAUACUUAAUGUUUUGCAUCCAUAUUCACGAGGUAGAAUUUAUUUAAAUACAUCAAAUCCAUAUGAUUAUCCUAUCAUUCAUGCCAAUUAUCUAGGUGACGAUAGGGAUAUACAAGACACGGUUGAUGGUAUAAAGAUACUUACAAAACUAGUAAACACUCCAUAUUUCAAAUCUAUUAAGGCGUUCAUUCCAAGAAUACAUAUAUCAGAAUGUAAUGAAUACAAAUAUCCAAGUGACCUCUACUGGAGGUGUUAUGUAACACAUAUGAUCGCAUCAAUGUCUCAUCAAGUAGGUACAUCGAAAAUGGGCCCAAAUCCAGAAGACGCAGUUGUAAAUAACUUUUUAAAAGUCCAUGGUGUAACUGGUUUACGUGUAAUAGAUGCUAGUAUAAUGCCGUUUGUUACUAGUGGCAAUACCAAUGCACCUGCGAUUAUGAUUGGAGAAAUGGGUUCCGAUAUGAUUAAGAACGAGUACUUGCCCAAAUAAUUUAAAACUGUCAUUGAUUGUUACAACCGCUGUUCAUCGUUCUAUGCUUCU
This is a messenger RNA of Bicyclus anynana (squinting bush brown), 1884 nucleotides long. RefSeq names its product glucose dehydrogenase [FAD, quinone]-like. NCBI's taxonomy places the organism in Eukaryota, Metazoa, Arthropoda, Insecta, Lepidoptera, Nymphalidae. The coding region runs from base 1 to 1833 and encodes 610 amino acids. The transcript has 4 exons. Gene Ontology annotation, molecular function: flavin adenine dinucleotide binding; ecdysone oxidase activity. The record is from RefSeq and is a predicted model, not a curated record.